AGAGGAGCAGGGAAAAUAUGGAGCACAGCCAAGUUUUGCUGUCAGCAUUGAGCAUAGGGCUUGGUGUAGGAGCAGGGCUUGGAUUAAGUUCAAGGCUUGAAUGGAAUGUUAGCUCAAGUGAAGAGCUUUGGAACGAGCAGGUUGAGCAAGAGCUUCUCAGAAAUGUGAUUGACGGCCAGGAAUGCAAGGAAACUUUUCAAGACUUUCCUUAUUACUUAAGUAAAACAACGCGGGAGUUAUUGAUGAAUGCUGCAUUUGUUCAUCUAAAACAACUUCAUUUCUCUAGACACAUCCAAAACCUUCCACCAGCAAGUAGGGAAAUUAUACUUUCUGGACCUGAAGAACUUUACAUGCAAACAAUUGCCAAGGCUUUAGCCCAUCACUUCCAAUCAAAGUUGCUGCUGCUAGAUAUUUUUGACUUCACCUUGAAGAUAAAGAGAAAAUAUGGAUGUGCAAGAAAAAGAAAAGAACCAUCUUUUAAAAGGUCCUUGUCUGAUGGCUUCCAGAGAUUGCACAGUUUGUUUGGUUUCUUUUUAACUAGCAAAACAGAAGCUCCCUUUGAGAACAAAAGCAACAUGUGCAUUGAUGAAAAUCUCUUCAUCAAGUUGCUUUAUAAGGUCCUGGUUUCUGUCUCAGAAAAAAGUUCCAUCAUAUUGUACAUCAAGAAUGUUCAUAUGUUCCUCCAAUCAGAACAAUUAUAUAAUUUGUUUCGUGAAACUAUAAAGAAACUUUCAGGGCCAAUUUUGAUACUUGGUUCCCAAGUCAUUGAUGUUGGCAAUGGAAUACAAUAUGAGUGUUUACAACAUUACAUUUCUGAAGAUGAUAAAAGGCUCGCUGCAUUAUUCCCUUACAAGAUUAGGAUCAAAUAUCCAAAAGAUAAGAAUAACCUUCAAAAUUUGAAAACUCAACUAGUGGAAAACAAGAAAACAAUUCAGUCUCAAGAUAACCAAAAUCACAUUGCUAAAGUAUUGGCAAAAAAUGAUGUUGAAUGUAAAGACUUGAAUUUAAUCAGCUAUAAGGAAACUGAGAUACUAAGCAAACAUAUUGAAGAGAUCGUUGUAUCUGCAAUAUCUCACUACUUGAUGAAUACCAAGGAUCCAGAAUAUGUGAACGGAAAGCUUGUAAUAUCCUAUGAAAGUUUAUGCCACGGUUUGGAUGUAUUCUGCAAAAGUGGAAGUGUCAAGGGUACUAAAAAGCAAGAGGCUGAUAGAAAGGAAGAUGUUUGUUCGGAUAAUGAGUAUGAAGAGAACAUAAGAUCAGAGCUUAUACCUGCAAAAGAGAUAGGAGUUACAUUCUCAGAUAUUGGUGCAUUAGAUGAAAUUAAGGAAUCACUCCAAGAGCUUAUCAUGCUUCCCCUUAGAAGACCAGACCUCUUCAAAGGUGGACUUCUUAAGCCAUGCCAAGGUAUAUUGUUGUUUGGACCUCCAGGUACUGGAAAAACAAUGCUUGCAAAGGCAAUUGCAAAUGAAGCAGGAGCAAGUUUCAUCAAUGUAUCAAUGUCUACAAUAACAUCAAUGUGGUUUGGAGAAGCUGAGAAGAAUGUCCGAGCUUUAUUUUCACUAGCUUUAAAGGUUUCUCCAACUAUUAUUUUCAUUGAUGAGGUUGAUAGCUUGCUUGGGCAACGAUCAAGAUGUCUAGAACAUGAGGUUACAAGGAGGAUUAAGAAUGAAUUCAUGACACAUUGGGAUGGUUUAUUAACAAAACAAGAUGAGCGAAUUCUAGUUCUUGCUGCAACUAACAGGCCAUUUGACCUUGAUGAUGCAAUUAUAAGACGGUUUCAGAGAAGAAUCAUGGUUGGUCUUCCAUCAGUUGGGGCAAGGGAGAUUAUCUUGAAGACUCUGCUAGCUAAGGAAAAUAUUGAAAAUUUAGACUUUACAAAGCUCGCACUCAUGACAGAGGGAUAUACUGGAAGUGAUAUCAAGAAUUUGUGCACUACUGCUGCUUAUCGGCCUGUUAGGGAGCUAAUAAAGCAGGAGAGAUUGAAGAAUAUGGAAAAAAAUAAAAAAGAGGCUGAAGGCCAAGGCUCAAAAUCUGCUUCAAGUACCAAAGAGGAUAAAGAAGAGCCUGAAAAGAAUAAGAAAGAGGCUGGAGAACAAAGCUCAAAAGCUACUUCAAGUACCAAAACGGAUCAAGAAGAUCAUGGAAAGAAUAAGAAAGAGAUUGAAGAACAACGCUCAGAAGCUGCUUCAAUUGCUAACGAGGAUAAAGUGGAGCCAAAAAUUACCUUGAGGCCUAUAAACAUGGAAGACAUGAUUUUGGCUAAGAACCAGGUUCCUGCAAGUUUUGAUGCUGAUGGAGAAAUAUUGCGUGAGCUGAAGCAUUGGAAUAAGCUAUAUGGAGAACGAGAACAUUGUGAUUUCGAGCCUAUGCUUGGAGGGCUAUUAUAAGACACUCACUAUUUGAGACUCAAUAAUGAAAG
Molecule: messenger RNA, 2419 nt
Organism: Prosopis cineraria
Lineage: Eukaryota; Viridiplantae; Streptophyta; Magnoliopsida; Fabales; Fabaceae
Cellular component (GO): mitochondrial outer membrane
Molecular function (GO): ATP hydrolysis activity; ATP binding
Source: RefSeq, a predicted model, not a curated record